Messenger RNA from Colletotrichum acutatum, 1548 nucleotides. Its product is annotated as cyclin domain-containing protein. The record is from RefSeq and is a predicted model, not a curated record. Gene Ontology annotation, molecular function: cyclin-dependent protein serine/threonine kinase regulator activity. The coding region runs from base 260 to 1180 and encodes 306 amino acids. Gene Ontology annotation, biological process: regulation of transcription by RNA polymerase II. The transcript has 2 exons. Lineage: Eukaryota; Fungi; Ascomycota; Sordariomycetes; Glomerellales; Glomerellaceae. Gene Ontology annotation, cellular component: nucleus.
GCACCGAAGUAAGGUGCGCCUUCAGUUGUUUCCGACCGGGUUCUGUCUCGCCUUGGGAAAAGUGACGACACACGCGCGGCAGACAUCGCGCCUAACUUACCCUGACAGCUCUCAGCUUUGACCAAUAGGGACACUGGAAACGCAGCGACCUCGAAAGUUCAACCCUCUUUUCCAACAUUGCGACGACGAUUAUUUGACGAUUGCUACUUUUACAAGGUGAAGAGACUGCUAAGACGACGGCAUAUCGAGGGCGCAAACCAUGGCGCAUAUGACCAACACCCUGGCCACGGCCGAGCAGCUCUACAAGCGCAAUUCCUUCAGCUCACUACCCGCCGACCUCCAAGAUGUCAUAUUCUAUGCGACGCAGUGCCUAACACAGGCUGCCGGUGUCCUACUCGACCUGCCGCAAUCGACAACGGCACAGGCAAAUGUCUUACUGGCGCGAUACUGGCUCGUCGAGUCGCCAAUGGCAGGAGAAUUCAGCGACGUCUCCGCCGCAGUCCUCUACCUAGUCGCCAAAAUGGGACCCGUUCCACGCUCAACUCGAGACGUCUCAAACGUAUACGCCUACCUCCUCUCCCCAGCCUCCACCCUCUUCCGCGGCGAGCCACCAGACGACGACCUGAAGAAGCGGCCCCGCCCGGACCCGACGACGUACUACCAGACGGAAGGCGAGUACGCCGCCUUCCAGACGCGGAUGCUGGCAGCCGAGGCGCGGAUUCUCUGGGCCCUGGGCUUCGACACGGCCGUCGCGCUGCCGCACGCGCUGGCCGUGACGUAUCUCCAGGCGCUCGACUUCCUUGGGAAGCCGAGGGCGCAGGUGGCGGGGCGGGUGGUUGCGCACCUCAACACGGCGCUGCUGAGCCCGCAGAUGCUGUAUCUGACGCACCAGCCCAACGCGCUCGCGACGGCGGCGGUGUAUAUCGCCGCCCGGGAGGCUGGGGCUAAGAUGCCCGAGGUGGCGUGGUGGGAGGUUUUCGAUGUCGAGAGGGAAGAGCUCGGGUUCCUUGUCGUGGGGAUGAGGAGUCUUGAGGGGUGGGUUAGAGGGGUGAAAGAGACUGGGAUGCUUGCUGGUGGUAUGAUUACCAGAGUUGGGAUCGAGAGGGAGGCUAGGAGGAGGGCUGGUGAAGGGGAUGAGGAAGAUGAGAUUAUGGCGCUUAUGGAUCAGAAGGCGGCAUAGGAUGGCGUCGAACUGCUGGCGGCUUCGAGGAGAGUAGAUUGAUACCCAAACAAAAGCUCUGACUUACUACGUCUUUCCUUGAUCAACGAGAUUCUUGCCUCGUCUUCGGUGCGUCUUUGCAGUAACUGAGGGAGCAAAAUAUCGCUACACGACGGUAGUAACUGUCCCUCUACAACCUGGUCAGGGGGGGGAUUGAGGGUGCUAGCUGAUGUCAUGCUUAUCUUGAGAAGCCUGACAAGAGAACAAUGCAAAGGGGCAACUUGAUCUACUUCAGUAACAAAAUAACCGUAAAUCAUGUAGCUCUAAUGGUGUCUACAAGAUUACCAGCUGUGUACAUUCCGAUCAUAUAAUGCGAACACAUACUGCUC